This is a messenger RNA of Aspergillus mulundensis, 1890 nucleotides long. Its product is annotated as sugar porter family MFS transporter. The record is from RefSeq and is a predicted model, not a curated record. The transcript has 8 exons. Gene Ontology annotation, biological process: transmembrane transport. Gene Ontology annotation, molecular function: myo-inositol:proton symporter activity. The coding region runs from base 1 to 1890 and encodes 629 amino acids. Gene Ontology annotation, cellular component: membrane. Lineage: Eukaryota; Fungi; Ascomycota; Eurotiomycetes; Eurotiales; Aspergillaceae.
AUGGCGGACCAGGUGGUCGAGGAGUACCCGACUGGUGUGCCCCUCAAGCUUGCCGGAGAAACUUUCAGGGCCAUCAACAAGCUGAGCAGCGAGAAUGAAGACAUCGCCGAGAAGGGUGUUCUCGAACACGUUGAUCUGAACUACAACACCUCAGCGAAGAUCAAAAAUCCUCUUUCUCAUCUUACUGAGGCCCAGGUGCUGCGUGAUGUUGAACAGUUUGCACGGGAUAAUGAAUUGACCGAUCUGCUGCCCGACCUUCGCAAAGGCUCGCUCAUUGCUCGUGACCCCGAGAACUUCAGAGCCAUCCCUGGAGUUGGCGCGGAGGACAUUCGCAUCAUUGAGCAUGAGACCAAACACAAGUGGCGUCAGCCUCGUGCGCUCUACUUUUCGAUCAUCCUCUGCUCCAUUGGUGCUGCUGUUCAAGGCUGGGACCAGACUGGUAGUAACGGUGCCAACCUUAGCAUGCCUGCCGCUCUGGGAAUUCCCACGGCGGAUGACCCUAACGCUGAAUACAAUCAGUGGCUUGUCGGUAUCAUCAAUGCUGGCCCUUACAUCGGCAGCUCUCUCCUGGGCUGCUGGCUGUCUGACCCUGCGAAUUACUACCUCGGCCGCCGUGGCGCGAUUUUCAUCUCCGCUAUCUUCUGUUUGAUCACUCCGUUCGGUCAGGCCCUCAGCCAGACCUGGCCCCAGCUACUUAUCACCCGUGUUCUCCUUGGCUUUGGAAUGGGUCUGAAGGCUUCGACUAUCCCCAUCUUCUGCGCUGAAAACACUCCCGCAUCUAUCCGUGGCGGCUUGGUCAUGUGCUGGCAGCUGUGGACUGCAUUUGGCAUUUUUCUGGGAACAACCGCGAACUUGAUCGUCAAGAAUAUGGGUGACUUGGCCUGGCGUUUGCAAAUGGGCUCUGCGUUUAUCCCGGCAGUUCCUCUUCUUCUGGGUGUUUAUCUCUGCCCGGAGUCUCCACGAUGGUACAUCAAGAAAGGUAAACUCCGCCCCGCGUACGACUCCCUGCGACGUCUUCGAAACACCCCCCUUCAGGCCGCUCGUGAUCUUUACUACAUUCACGCUCAGGUCAAGCUUGAGCAAGAGAUCUCUGGCGAAGGAUCCUACUUGACUCGCUUUGUUGAGCUGUUUACAAUCCCUCGUGUCCGCCGCGCUACUCUUGCGUCGUUUACCGUCAUGAUCGCCCAACAGAUGUGCGGCAUUAACAUCGUGGCAUUCUAUUCAUCUACAAUCUUUGCUGACGCAGGCGCCGGCUACAAUGGGGCUCUCUGGGCCUCUUGGGGCUUUGGACUGGUGAACUUUCUGUUUGCCUUCCCCGCGGUCUGGACCAUCGACACAUUCGGGCGUCGCAGCUUACUCCUCUUCACCUUUCCGCAGAUGGCGUGGACUUUACUCGCAGCUGGAUUCUCGUUCUACAUUCCGGAGGAUUCAAAGGCUCAUCUUGCACUUAUUGCUCUCUUCGUCUUUUUGUUUGCCGCGUUCUACUCGCCCGGUGAGGGACCAGUUCCCUUCACCUACUCGGCGGAGAUCUUCCCUCUCUCACAUCGCGAGGUUGGAAUGUCCUGGGCUGUCGCAACUUGUCUUUUCUGGGCAGCCGUUCUGAGCAUCACCUUCCCUCGAAUGCUUGUUGCCCUUAGCCCUCAGGGUGCUUUCGGCUUCUACGCUGGCCUCAAUAUCAUCGCACUCUUCAUGAUUUUUAUCUGGGUUCCCGAGACGAAGCAGCGCACGCUCGAAGAGCUCGACUACAUCUUCGCCGUCCCCACCCGCACUCACAUGCGCUACCAGCUGUUCCAGGUUCUACCCUGGUGGAUCAAGCGCUACAUUUUUCUUCGCAAGGACGCCCAUCUCGAGCCUCUCUACCAGUUCGAUCAUGUCGCGGAGACUAAAUAA